AUGUAUGUGACAAGGCCUCUUUCCUUGUACCGGAAUUUCCCAAGUGCUCUUUCAAGAGAGCCACCGGAAGGUCCAUACACUGGCUACCUAGUAAUUACUGAUGAAGAAGCAGAAGCAAAACAAACAUACUGUUGGGGUAUGUGUAAGAGCAGAAGAGUUAAAAAGCUACCGUUCCCUCAAGACAAGAUAUUGUCUAUAGUUCAUUCAUCUGAUCAUGAAGAAACUAUAGUGAAGAAGGUUUGGUUCAUCCCAGUUCUUGAUCAGCCUCUAUCCUCUAAUUGCUACUAUGCUAUCAAAGCUAAAGGCUCACGCAAAGGGCAAGCUUGCACGUGUUCAAGGGAGAUGGACAUGGGUUUAUGGUGUUUCAAGAGUGUCAUAAAUGACAUAAAACCAAAGCCAUUAGAUUACAGAAACAUAUACCAACAAUUCAAGAUUCAUAGACAUCACGGAAAGAGUUUCUUCUCUAAGUCUCUUGCCCCGGAUGGUUUUCCUCCAAAAUUUCUAAGAAAAAAGGGCUGGGAAGUUAGAAGCUCAAGAUCUCACAAAUGCGGACUAAGGGAAGCUCUAGGCCUUGAUGUUUCUCUCCGAUCACAACUUCCAAGCUUCGACUUUCCAAUGUCCACCAAGAGCUCCUCUCGUGUCAUGGUUGGGAAAUGGUAUUGCCCUUUUGUGUUUGUUAGAGAAGAACCUAGAAUAAGGAAGCAAAUGAGGAGCACAAUGUUAUAUAGCAUGACUCUUGAGCAAUAUUGGAAGGAGAUUUAUUCAUGCGAGAAUGUUAGCAAUGGAGUAGGAAAUGUUGUGGAUGUCAACGUAAAUGUGCAAAGAGAAAUGGAUUUUGUCUUUGGCAUGGAAGCAAUGAGGGAUGGUAGAGUUAGUCAUGGUGGGAUUAUAUGGUAUAAAGUUGUAAACGGAAACAGUACUAGUGGGAGAGGUUUUAAGGUGGGCUUAAGUGUUGCAACUGUAGAAAAGAUGAAAUGGGUGCAAGAGGCAGGAGGAUGGAUUGAUGGGGCAGAUAGAAAUGAGAGAGUGGAGAGAGUAGUAGAAAUUACAAGUGAAAAUGGGUGGAGGAAGUUUGGAUGUUAUGUGUUGGUGGAGAGUUUUGUGUUGAGAAGAAUGGAUGGAAGUUUGGUGUUGAUAUGUGACUUUAGGCACACCCAUAAAAUCAAAUGCAAAUGGGAAUAG
Messenger RNA from Dovyalis caffra, 1182 nucleotides. NCBI's taxonomy places the organism in Eukaryota, Viridiplantae, Streptophyta, Magnoliopsida, Malpighiales, Salicaceae. The record is from the annotation of a GenBank genome assembly.